CGGAGCAGCGAGAGAGCCGGUCGGAGCGCCCGCGCCGGCCAGUGUGUGUGCGCGCGACUUCCGCUGCACAAAAAUGCACUCGGAUGCCGCUGCUGUCAAUUUUCAGCUGAAUUCUCACCUAUCAACACUGGCAAAUAUUCACAAGAUUUACCACACUCUUAAUAGGCUGAAUUUGACGGAAGACGUUGGUCAAGACGAUCGUCAAACAGGAAAUCUCAGGUCUUGCAGUUCAUCAGACUGCUUUAGCAAAGUGAUGCCUCCAAGAAAAAAGAGGAGACCCACAGCGGGAGAUGACCUGUCAGCUAAAAAAAGUAGACACGAUGGCAUGUACAGAAAAUACGAUUCUGCUAGAAUAAAGACAGAAGAUGACAUGUUCUCAAGCAAAAGGUGCUUAGAAUGGUUCUAUGAAUAUGCUGGAACAGAUGAUAUUGUGGGUCCUGAGGGAAUGGAGAAAUUCUGUGAGGACAUUGGAGUUGAACCGGAAAAUGUAGUUAUGCUUGUUUUAGCUUGGAAGUUAGAUGCUCAGAACAUGGGUUACUUUACAUUGCAAGAAUGGCUAAAAGGAAUGACGUCCCUGCAGUGUGAUACAACGGAGAAACUAAGGAAUUCUUUGGAUUACUUGAGAUCCUUAUUGAAUGAACCCACAAACUUUAAACUUAUAUACAGAUACGCAUUUGAUUUUGCACGCGAAAAGGAUCAGCGAAGCCUUGAUAUAAAUACUGCCAAAUGUAUGUUAGGACUUCUUUUAGGAAAAACAUGGCCGCUCUUUCCAGUAUUUCACCAGUUCUUAGAGCAAUCUAAGUACAAGGUUAUCAACAAGGACCAAUGGUGCAAUGUUUUGGAGUUCAGCAGAACUAUUAAUCUUGACCUCAGCAAUUAUGAUGAAGAUGGAGCAUGGCCAGUGUUGCUGGAUGAAUUUGUGGAGUGGUAUAAAGAGAAACAAAUGACAUAGGAAUUUUAACUAUGCACAGCCGCUCAAGAGUCUUUGUUACUACAGUUAAGUCGACCAUUAGCCAUAAACUGCUAUUUGUAUUGAAGUGCAUGCUGCUUUUCCUGCACUGUAUUCCCAUUUUCAGGGAGUUUUUGGUGUUUUGCUGCUUAACAGGCCAGCUCCGCUAGCUGUGUGGCAUCGUUCUCUUCGAAGGCUGCUUUGCAUUUUGUAUCUACACUACAGAUGGUGAACUUACCAGCAUCCUCACUGUGAUUAUGUGUAUAUUGCUGUCUGAACUUUGUAUAUGUGUAUAAAAAGAAAAAGCUUCACCUAGGAGUUAUUUCAGCAGAAAUGUAUUGUAAAAAAUAAUUUUGUGGCAUAUUUCUAGCUACAUUCAAUAACCAUGUAACUUAAUUUUUAAUUUUCACUUGGUCUCAGACGUAGCAUUUCAGGGAGGGGAAACAAUGAUUGAUUGUUGGGACAGUUACCAUGAGAAGUUAUUGCCAGUUAGCAACGUUGGUUAAGAUGCCAUUUUUUGAAAGAAGUUACUGCAGUAUGAUUUCUUCUACAGCUGGAUGCCCAACAUUUAUUUAAUGAGCAAAUAUUGACUAUUUCUUUUUCUUUUUUUUUUAAAAAAAGAAUUAAAACCUUUGAACUGUUCCUGUUGUGAACAAUUUCCUUCAGGCACUCAAACCCUUUUAACUUGAAUUCGACCAAAUGCAGAUCAGGGCAGUUGUUAUUGACAGGAAAAUGAAAUUCAGAUAAAUGUGCAGUGGAGUGUGUUUGUUAAUGCAGUGUUCUCAAGAGUGCUACUUCUUACAUAGGAAUCCUUUGAAGCAGGAAAUCUCAAAAAAUAGGACCUGUUCCUACACUGAAGGCCUCCUCCGGCCUGAUUCCCAGCCACUUACUCCCUGCUGCUUCUUGCCAACCUCUCACCCUAGAGCGGACUUCCCCUCUUACUUUCUUUAACAUUAUACAUGCCACAGUAACUUCCAUUUGAUAAUAGUGCUGACUUCCUAAUAGUCAGAUGGCUGUACUUCACAAAUAGGCACAAGUGAUCGAAUUAAAGAUCUUACUUAGAGGGAUUUUUAAACUUGUAAAUUGGCAUAUUCCUUUAUUUUACUUUUGCUGUCCCAAAGUGUGUUGAUUCUUGAUGAGGAAAGCAAAGCUUUCCAUAAGAUUGAUGGUUAGCAUAGAUCUAUGGGUGGGAUUUGGGGUGGGGCGGGGUCUGGAAUUUAAAACUUCCCUAUGUUGUGAGGUCUUCAGGGUAUCUGAAGAACUGUGAUAGUCUCUUUCAGACCCUCCUUGCAGGCAAGAGGCAUGCUAAUCACAGCAUUAAGUCGUUCGUUUGGGACUAUUUUGCAUAUUCAUUUGCACAGGGAAGUUUAAGCCAUUGCUUGCUUGAGAAGGCUGAGUAGACUAAGGCACACGUUUUAUGUUACCCUUGCCUCAAUCGUCUUUAUCAUUAAAUCCUGAUUUUAACAAAAAAUGGUUAAGGAAUAGUAAACUUUUAUUUUGUCCCUGGGAAAAAAUUAAGAAAAUACCUCCAAGAAUCCAGUGACGUGUGUACAUAUAGACAGUUGUGGACUUGCAACUCUGUUAUUUUUGUCAGAAGCUAAAAAAAGGAGGCUUGGAAGGGGCAUAUGCCCUUGUGUGGGUCUCUCACAAACCCUCUUGUGUUCUAAAACCUUGAUUUAGCCGUAAGUAGCAAGUCUAUACAAAUCCCUGAUUCUAAUUUUCUGAAGUUACUGGCAGAAGAUGCUUGAUGAGGCUUGAGUACUUUUAAUGCAACUUUGUUUGUAUAGUUGUAGUGGACUGGGAUUCAAAGAGACCUUUGCGCCAAGUAUUCCCGCACGGCCCAUGUGGGUAAGAAUCUUCCCCUUCUAAUAGAAGCCCCUCAUAUAAUGGAAUAUCUUCCUAGAAAGGCCUCCAAAUGUUCGUGGAUUUGUAUAGGGCGUGGGGGCUGUCAAUGAGGAGGAGGAGGAGGAAAGUGCCCUCAAGUCAUAGUUUACUUACGGUGACCCCUGACGGGGUUUUCAUAGCAUGAGACUAACAGAGGUGGUUUGCCAUUGCCUGCCUCUGCAGCCCUGGUCUUCACUGGCGGUCUCCCAUCCAAUUACUAACCAAGGUCAACCCUGUUUAGCUUCUGAGAUCUGAUGAUAUCAGGCUUACCUGGCCUAUCCUGGUCAGGGCCAGUGUAAAGGGGGAGGCUGAAAAACCUUCUUAGGAUCCCAGUCAUGGCUUUUCCCAUAGUAUUUGGACUACAAAAAGCUAUAUUCUUGAAAAAGUGGAGUGAGAUACCUGUGGUAUGAGUAGGAGAAGAAUUUCAGGUCCCUUGCACUUUGUCUUGCUCCUGUACAUUUUGCUUUUUAUAUGAAAGCAAAUACAAGAUACACCCUACAGAACCUAUGGCAACAUGUUUUACAGGUAUGACAUUUCUACAGGGCUGAGUGUAUAUAAAUAUAUAAUAACUUCUGGUUUUAAGACUUACAGUAUAUAUAUAUAUAUAUAUAUAUACCAAUUGAGGAAGUGAAGUAGCAUGAGAGGUUAAAGUUUUUUUCUCUUUCAAACUGUGUCUGCUGAAUAAAUAAAACAAGCUUCCACUAAAUGGAGGCAGCAGCCAAAGAAAGUUCAUGCAAUCUACUUUUUAAAAUGAGGGCCAGCACAAAGGUAACAGAACUGUGACUAGCCAAUUCUUGCUUUAUAUUUUGUACUUAGCUGUGGAUAUUGGAGUACAAAACACAAGCACCUCAUCAUUGUGCAGUGGAAAUGUGUAAAGAUCCUCCCUUCGUAGCAUCCUGUCAGAAAUCAACAAGAAGCUUGUGUGUUUUGUAUUUUAAUACCCAUAUGUAAGCAGAAAACAGAGUUGGCCCUUGAUUUUGCCAAGGAAACAGCUCUGAAUUGAAGUGGUUUUCUGAUGCAGUUUUCCCUACUUUUAACCUGUGUGUGAGAGAGAGAGAGACAGAGAGAAGACCCAGUUGGCUUAUGGCCUGGAGUCUAAUUAGAAAUACUGACAGUACCAUUUAAGACACUUUCAUGUGUCUGCUUUCUGUGUUGUUCAGAAUGGCAUGCAUUUUUAAAUUAUUGGUGCAGUUACUGACUUUAAUUCAUUUUUCUAUUGGCUAAAAGAGCUAUGCAGGAGAUUCAGAACUUCUCCCUAUCACAGGCAAUGUUUUCUGAAUAAAUAGUAAAUUUCACUACAUUAAUUUCACUCCAUUAAUUUCCUAUGUUUUUUAAAAAAUUCAGUGGGAUUCUCUGAAUAGUUUUAAAUAGUGUUUUAAAGGGUUUUUUCUUUUAAAAGAAAUGUGGCAGUUUCAAUAAAUUGUCCCUCGCUUUUCUACAAGUCAUUCUGGUAAAACGUUCAUGAACUUUUCUCAUGUAAAAUAGAAAUAUGGUCAGUGUAGCUGUAAAAAAAAAGACCUGGUUCAAAACUAAUAUGAGUGGGAAACUGGCCACUGGAGAAAUCGGACUCCAUAAAUGAUGUCCAAAAGCAUCCUUGUGUAGUACCAAAGACAGACAGAUUAAACCUUGUUAUACUUCGGACUGGCUUUUAGCAUUAAAAAUUGAAUUCCAGAUUCAGGGCAAUAAAAGAACACGUACUUGUGAAACUUUCUUCUCCAAUAGACUGAAACCUAAUAUUGAAGAUUAAGAUGUGGUUAAUGUUGAUUAUAUUGUAUAUAUGAAAAAACUCGGAAAAAUGUUGCCCAAAGAACAGUUUCCCAGGGUAUAAACACACCAUAAAAUGUUUUUGAGUGUAUUGUGGAAUUAGCACACUUCAGUCUCACAAGCAGAGCCUUGUGUAGAUAUUCUGUAUAAACAACUUACAAUUUUCAGAAAGUGUGUGCCGUGGGUUUCCCCUACUUAGCAAGCACUGGUUGAAAGUCCCCCCCACCCCCUCUUUGGUGGGUAUUUGAAUGUAUAAAGUAAUUUGGAUUUCUCUUGUCCCUCGACAUGGAGCUCACACUGAUUAAAUACUCUGAAGCUGUAAUGAUUUGUUCUGUGGCUCUACAAAUUACAACUACUAAAUACCUAGUCCUUUCUCAUUGUUGUGCCACUGCAUAGAAUUUGUCCACCAACUUGAACUUGGCAAUUUCAGGCAAAAUGUGGGUUGUAUUACUAUUACAGCUAGAACAUGUUGCUGUUUGUAGAAACAGCAGUUUACCUGAUGGCCGUGACUUGCUUUUUUAUGUCUUUGGUAUUUCCAUAUUGCAACUUCAGUUGUGCUUAAAGUCCUGUGGCUCAACUUGAAUGUAGUACUGUCAUGCCACCUUAUCUGACUUUGGUAGACUGCAGUCUUCUGUGUAAAACUGAUAUCCCACAAAUAAACAGUAUUUGUGUUUUUA
Molecule: messenger RNA, 5274 nt
Organism: Eublepharis macularius
Lineage: Eukaryota; Metazoa; Chordata; Lepidosauria; Squamata; Eublepharidae
Gene: DCUN1D4
Product: defective in cullin neddylation 1 domain containing 4
Exons: 11
Coding region: 74-952 (292 amino acids)
Biological process (GO): protein neddylation; positive regulation of ubiquitin-protein transferase activity
Cellular component (GO): ubiquitin ligase complex
Molecular function (GO): ubiquitin-like protein binding; cullin family protein binding; ubiquitin conjugating enzyme binding
Source: RefSeq, a predicted model, not a curated record